Messenger RNA from Exaiptasia diaphana, 2576 nucleotides. Its product is annotated as HMG box-containing protein 1. Gene Ontology annotation, biological process: regulation of transcription by RNA polymerase II. The transcript has 9 exons. Lineage: Eukaryota; Metazoa; Cnidaria; Anthozoa; Actiniaria; Aiptasiidae. The record is from RefSeq and is a predicted model, not a curated record. Gene Ontology annotation, molecular function: DNA-binding transcription factor activity, RNA polymerase II-specific; protein binding; RNA polymerase II cis-regulatory region sequence-specific DNA binding. The coding region runs from base 463 to 1701 and encodes 412 amino acids. Gene Ontology annotation, cellular component: nucleus.
AAAUCAAAGAAAUUCCACCAAAUGUCACAAACGGAAAAAGUUUUAAUUUCAUUUUUGUUACAUCCUGUUCGGCUGGCUGAGCACACACACAGUCUAUGCGUAGUAAACUCUGAAUACGUUUGUAUGAAAUUCCUGAAUGAAUGAAUCAUUCCUAUUUUUGUACGUCUUUGURCGAUUCUUUUUAUCGUGUUGUUGGAAGUCCUGUCUCGGCCUGUUCUAUGCAGUAGACCUAUUCAACUGUACCCGCAUAGAUUGAUACCUUUGAUUCGAGUCAAUUCAGCGAAAGCUGGCAACACUGAGUUGGCUUGAGUUCACAAGCAAUAGAUUUCAACUUUAUUUUCCUGUAGUUAGCUACACUUCAACCGAGUAUCACAAAGGCGCGGCAUUUUGACGCUAAACAUGGUGACCACAGUCGAAAAGACUACAACUUCUACUAUGUGCUAAUUGUUUUUUGACAAGACCAUGCUUUCCGAACAUAACAAAAAGCCUUUCCAAUGCAYGUAUUGUCAGAAGUCUUUUAAGAGYACAAAUGGGUUGAAAUACCAUAACGAAAGCAUCCAUUCAGACRAAGCAUACAUGGAGAUGAGCGGACUAUACCCUAAAGCAAUGACAAGGACUACUAAAUCGUCCAAAACGAUCCCUCCURMCCUCGACCUGGGAAAAGACGAGUUUGGCAUUCUUCAGGAGUUCGCCUUUCUUGCGACUGGUCCUCAAAGUCCUCUCGUUCAGGAGAUUUACGGUGGCUACUGUACAGAUGCCGAGAGUCCCAUGGAYCCAAGAGACAUCGAUUAUAACAUUCCAAGUGUCGAGAGUGAUACAAGUGCUACGUCACCCGUCCUGAAAAAUCCCACAACAUACAGACAUGCCACCCCUCCCCCCACAGCAUGGAGUUGUUUCUUGGACGGCACGAGAAUUCAGUUAUCAGGCGAAGAGGAGUGGAAGUAUGCAGAGGAUCUUGGGAACGAUGAGAUUCCUAAUGUGUGCGAUCCUAGUGAUGGYUUGCGAUUGACGGGGUGCGAGGGGAUCGUCCAUGUUGUUGAUCAUCUCGAAGAGACGGUACAAGAAUUCUUGGUGUCCUUCUCAUCGACAUCAGAUAAUAUGCCAAGUCUACGAGCUGAAGUCGCUGGCGACCACCCAUUCUUUGUCAAGAGCAAAGGCUGGAGUUCGAUUCAACCAGCUAGGACCCUAGAGAACUAUGGGAUGGAUUGUCAACCGUUGUCACGUGGUGAUGUUUGUCUUCCGUCAUCACAUCCUACAGUCCUUAAGGCGAACCGCAUGACAAGAACAACAACAAAUAUGUUUGACUUCACUGAUUUGGACUCAGAUGCSGCCUUGACACUCAGCUGUAUGGCUAAGGAUCGACAAGAACACAAGUCWCGGAAAUCCAAGCUUUUCUCGAUCCAGUCCCUSGGAUCUAGUCAAACAGAACAACAACUGAACAAGCGACCUAUGAAUGCCUUCAUGYUGUUUGCAAAAAAAUACAGAUUGAAGAUAACCAAGGCGCACCCUGGCAAGGACAACAGAGCGAUAAGUGUGAUUUUGGGCGAUAAAUGGAAGAACAUGGACCAAGAAGAGAGAAGUCUCUAUGUUCUUCAAGCUAAGAAAUUAGCUGAAGAACACAAGAAAUUCAAUCCAGACUGUUGGAAGAGAAAACGCAGCACUGGGCAGACUGGUAGAACAAAGGUUCAUAAAAGAUUAUAGUUCUACUCUUGACGAUAUUAUACAGGGACACCAAUGGGGCGCGUUSAUUGGUUGUCUAUGAGAUAAUAUAUUAUUACUACAAGUUAUAGAUUUUUUUCUGUUCUUUUUUCCUUGUUUCCUACGGAAGCGAGCAGAUGUUGUUUUAUAUAAUACCAAUGAUUUCAGGGACCAUUUUGAACAGAUGAACAGUCCCUYAUACAUGGUAGAAUCGCUUAGGGAUGUAUUGUCCUCUGUACGUGGUGACGAGAAAAAAUAGUUUCGGAAAAGAAGUUGUUCCUAUAGUUGAAGUUUUACAAGUUGCAAGAUGUUUUUUCAUUACAAGUAAAUAGAUAAAUAACGAAUUAGAAUCAUAGACAACGAAAGCAGUUAUUACAUUAAUAACUGUCUUUUCAUGUAAAUAUACACCAAGUUAACUUCUGUUAAACUAUAGGCAAGCCCUUUUUAGCUUUCUGGGGAUAGGUAGUCACAUGACUAAUACCAUGUGGUCAAAUUUCGACUUGCACGUGAUCAAAAAGUAAAAUCACGUGGUCAAAAUGUAACAUCACAUGGUCAAAUUUAUACUUUCACCUGAUUAAAACAUAAAAUCGCGUGUUCAAAAUGAAAGAUCAUGUGGUCAAUUUGACUUUCACGUGAUCAACACAUACUUUCACGUACUUUCAAAACGUAAAAUUACGUGAUCAACAUGUGAUAUCACGUGGUCAAGACGGACUCGUGAUAUUAGCUGGUGGAUAACUUAUGCUGUAAGAGUUGCAAAAUAUUCAGACUAGUAGGAAAUAUGUACAAUCCAUUUUAAGUUAUUUUUAUUGGUAUUCUUUUAUAAACUGAUCAUUAGAAAAUGUACAUAAUUUGCAAUUGAAUAAAAAGUAUAGAUUGUU